Molecule: messenger RNA, 669 nt
Organism: Trichomonas vaginalis G3
Lineage: Eukaryota; Parabasalia; Trichomonadida; Trichomonadidae
Product: hippo signaling
Exons: 1
Coding region: 1-669 (222 amino acids)
Biological process (GO): positive regulation of protein phosphorylation; signal transduction
Cellular component (GO): nucleus; cytoplasm
Molecular function (GO): protein kinase activator activity
Source: RefSeq, a predicted model, not a curated record
AUGCCACCAAGGAGACGCAACAGCAAGCAUGCAAGUUCUAUGAAAGAAACUAUGUUGGUUUCAAAAGAUAUGACAAUCCUCUCUAAGAAGUAUGAUCAAUUAAAUAAAGUCACUGGAGCAAUAUUAACUAGAAAUUUUGCCCCAUUAAUAUCGCCACCAACGGGAAUGGCUACUUGCGAUUACUUGAUUGUUAGCGCAUUAGAUUAUCUUGAAAGAGCGGAAAAAUUGUAUCGGGUUUGUUCAUUAUUUUGUCCAUCUGAGACAUGUCCUAUGUUCAAUGCUGGACCUCAUUAUCAUUACUUCUGGGAAGAUGAGAGUACAUCAGACCCAGUACAGGUUUCUGCGCCUGAGUAUGUUCUUCAAUUAUCAAAUUGGGCAAAGCGAAAACUUGCAAAUAAGAAUUUAUUCCCAUUAACUGAAGGUAAGGAGCUUUCUCAGGAUGCGGUUUCUAUAUUACAAAUAAUUUUUAGAAGAACGACAAGAAUAUUCAACCAUUUGUACAUGUGCCACUUCUCUGCAAUCAGGAAGAAUAAUAUUGAGCCUGUAAUUAAUACAUUGUUAGCUCAAUAUGUCCUACUUGCAUUCAAAUAUCAAAUGAUAGAAGUCCGUGAUAUUGAAAUGCUAAAGCCGGUAUUUGCUGCUAUGAGGAUACCAAUUCCAGAUGCAUAG